Anneissia japonica is the source of this 2591-nucleotide messenger RNA. RefSeq lists its product as uncharacterized. NCBI's taxonomy places the organism in Eukaryota, Metazoa, Echinodermata, Crinoidea, Comatulida, Comatulidae. Bases 196 to 1794 code for a protein of 532 amino acids. Gene Ontology annotation, molecular function: protein binding; ATPase activator activity. The record is from RefSeq and is a predicted model, not a curated record. Gene Ontology annotation, biological process: potassium ion import across plasma membrane; intracellular potassium ion homeostasis; intracellular sodium ion homeostasis. The transcript has 9 exons. Gene Ontology annotation, cellular component: sodium:potassium-exchanging ATPase complex.
CAAUUAGGCCUACUGUGUGUUCAAUUCUAUCCGACUCUAUAAGGCCUACAACAAAAUACAGACUUUUAUCAGACUAUCGCAUGCAUAUAGUCUACAUAACAUGGUAGAGAUUUUAUAACAAUGCUGAAUUGACGUCCAUAGAAAAAAUUGCUUUGGUUUUUGUUUUGAGGAGGCUGGUUGUUUCCUGCCGGCAGAAUGUGGUUCAGGAAGACUUUGUUAUUCUUGACUCUCACAGCCUACAGUCUCUUGAUCCAAGGGGAUACACGAGUACGUCAUACGAGGAAGAGACAUCGAGAAUUCACAUUUCUUCUUAUAGAUAACAAGGACAGUUUUAUCAGAAGCCAAUGUCAAUUCUGCAAUCUCCAAUCCUUAGAAGAAACCCCUGUAUGCGGCACUAAUGGGAAUACAUACUAUUCAGCAUGCCUUCUUAAGGUGACUGCUUGUAUGGAAGCUGACCCCACGCUACAGAUCCGGCAUCGAGGAAGAUGUCGAUCACGGUUAAGGAACUAUGAAUUAGGAUUGCUAGAGGAAGGCAGCUCUGAGCUUAUUAACGAACACGCGUCAGAUUCUAGGCAGUUUGAACGUAAAACAUCCAAAUAUGGAAACAGAAGUGAUAUAGCAGAUGAACGAGAAGUCUUGGAAGAUGAAGAGUUUUUGGCAAUUACAUCACCUGCAACCACGUCAUCACCUUUUGAUAAAGAUAUGAACGAUCCAGGAAAUAUGUGCCCAAAUUAUUGCUCACUUGCUGAUCUGGAUGAAGUGUGUGGGUCUGACGGGCUUACUUAUGUUUCAGCCUGCUUUCUAGAGUUGGCAGCUUGUCAACCUGGACAGUCUGAUCUAAGACUUGCCUACAGAGGGCACUGUAAGAGAAAUGUUUUACCAACGUCUCAGUCAGAGGGUGUCACACAGGUUCCUGCCCUUGGCGAUGCUAUUGUAGCAGAACACUCUCAAGAAUGCUGCCCUUUAGAUUUAUACGACCCCGUAUGCGCACGCCUAGACACACAGGAAAUCACGUUCCGAUCAAUGUGUGAGAUUGAGUGCAUGUAUAUGCGCCAGUCUCUCAAUAUUGAGAUCAUCAAACAAGGCAACUGUGACGACAGGUUCGCUCUACAAGGUUUGCAAUCAUAUCCCCUGACUUGUGGAAAUACGAUUGACUACGACAUUAACGAUGUCACUUCAUAUGCUAUGUACAUAAGUCAACUUAUGCAAAUGUACGAUGAAUACACACCAACAAAACAAAAAAGAUUGUAUAAAAAUUGUGCAGAGGGCUCCACAGCACGUAAGCAAUUUGGACGAUUAUGUAAAUUCAAGCAACGUCAAUUUGGAAGCUGGUGUACUCCUGCGAAUAUGUUUGGUUUUGCAAGUGGCCAACCUUGUAUUAUGCUACAAUUAACUAAAGUGUCGAAUUGGGUACCAAUUAACUACAAGAAUACUCCAAAGAAACUUUCUGCCGUCCAUCGACCAAACUACAUUUCGGUGACUUGUAAUGAAAUUAUUGAUCGAAAGAAACGCGUAAACACAACAAAAAUAUUUCCAAAGAAUGGUUUCGGUUUUCAUCAUUUCCCGUACAGGGGAAUGGAACGAUGGCCUUACCAACGCCAGUAUUUAUCACCGGCAGUGCUAGUGAGAAUUAUACCAAGGAAACUAAACGCGAACUUUCGUAUUAAAUGUCGUGCCUGGGCAAAGAACAUAGAUUAUAAGACGGGUAUCUAUGCAGACUUUUAUCAAGCACAAGCAAUAAUUGCUUUUAGUAUUACAGAUAAUAAUUUACAGUAUAGAAUGUCAAGAUUGUAAAGUGAAUUGCGUCCUCUAUCAAUGGAAAAUAAUAGUAAUAUUUUGUGGUGAUAAAUUAUGAUUCUGUAACCAUAGUAAAUAAUAUUUAAUAGUAUUUAUAGUAUUGUCUAACUUGGUUACUCGCAUUGAUAGAAAGAUUUCAGUUUAGAUUACCGCUACAUUUUUUCAUACAACUGGGAAAAAAGAACUUUACGUUGAAGGGCUAUGCUUGAUAAGAUUGUAACAUCUUAUGUUAUCUGAGCACUGAUAUUAUUUAUCUAUUUGUUUAUAAUGUUUACGAUCAUCAAAGAAAGGUAAAUAGAGUGUUCGAAUAAAGGACAUGAUACAUGUAGCAUAGCUCAUUCUUUAAGAGCUAUGCUACUCGAUGUAUUAUCAUGUCCUUUAUAGGACAACAUUCGUUGAGAGCUAUGCUACACGACGUAUUAUCAUGUCCUCUCGAACACUGUAUUUACCUUUCUUUUAUGAUUUAUAUAUAAUUUAACAGUGUUAAUAGUUAUUUUGAUUUAACCUUCGUGAUAUAUUAGUACGAUCUAAAUUCAAGAGGGAAAUUAGCUCUUGCGCCAGCCAUAAUUUGGGCAGUCAUCUUUGUGGUUCAUCAUGCAAAGCAUGCUCCUUGCUUGAUUCUCACAAACAUCCAGGAGCAACCAAACAAACCACAUAUUUCGGAUAAGGCAAUCAAUUUAUUGCCUCACCAAUGCAAUUUAUCUUAUUUAUUUCUCUAUCGGGUUUGUUAACUUGCGUUUACAUCUUGCUUAUCAGUUUUGUGUCCACAGAUAUGCGUGUGUCAUCCCACAGCA